Paramecium tetraurelia is the source of this 5844-nucleotide messenger RNA. RefSeq lists its product as uncharacterized. The transcript has 3 exons. The record is from RefSeq and is a predicted model, not a curated record. Lineage: Eukaryota; Ciliophora; Oligohymenophorea; Peniculida; Parameciidae.
AUGAAGAAAAAUCCAUCUCUUUUCAAAAGAGUCCUAAUUUCAGGUGAAAGAGGGAAGUAUAAAGCUUGUUAAAUUUGCCAGAAAAAGUUUGGUACAGAGCAUUAGUGCAAAAGAUGCAAGAGAGCAGUUUGCGAUAAGUGUUCCGCUUUUAAAGGAAGAGUAUUUACAGAGUCAGGGUAAGAAGAAAAAGCCUUGCAUAGAUAAUGUAGGAUUUGUAAAGAGGAGAGUGAAUCAAUAAAAAAAUUUGUGGAUAGUAAUCGUAUCUAAUUUCUUCAGGAUACGAAGGCACUUGAGUGGUUGAAUUAAUUUGGGGUUACAAAAGAACAAACCAAAACAGAAUAUUUAUAAGCGUAAAGUAAGAUUUCGCAGAGUGAUUAAUCAGAAGUCAGAAAACUUAAAAAUAACUUAAAUAUUGCAUUUGCUGAAAUACCUGGAGUGUUCAACUAUUCAUUAAGAGAGUUCAUUUACUACGUUAUCAAGGAAAAUGAGUAUGAAACAUUGAAAUAAGUAACAGGAAGAGUUUUGGAGACUUUCCUAUCAAAUUAUCAUGAAGUCGGAUUUUCACCAGAUUUAAUAAUGCUGACAGUGUUCUUUCUCUGUUUUGGAUCAGAAGCAGCUGCAUUUUCCUUACUCAACAUAUUUUUUGCAGAGAUGGUAUAAGCUAAUCUAUAUCCUGCCAAUAUCAUGUCUUAUGAUAAUGGAGAAGAUAUUGAUAGAGUUCUUUUGGUCUUAAGUUCUUCUUUUAAAAUGUCUUAGCAAGACAAGCCAUUGAUAACUAACUUCUUGAAGUCAAGAUUAAUAAAAUAUUAACAAUGUUUUACAAUCAAUAUGUUGUAAUUUGAAUCAACAUAUUAUGUUAUUGAUUCUCUAUAUUCUUUGCAUCAACAGGCUUAGGAUGAGUUUAUUAAAUUUAUUGCAUCUGCCUUAUCAUAAAAUAUUGCUGACGUAAAAGCCAAUCAAUUAAACAUUGAAGAGAUUGAAGUCAUUUUGUUAAGAUAAGUGAAAUAUUCAAUGAUCUAGGAUGGAUACUUUAAAACCAAAAGUGUACAAUUUUCACCAUAUGUUAAAACAAUGUCAAUAUCAUAAAUUACCAGCAGGUUUUCUUCUGUGAUUUAAGAUACAACAUCAAGUAAUAUGGACUUUGAUCGAGUGAGUAUCUUGAACAAAAUAGUUGAAAAUCAAAAGGAAGAAAUUGCAAAAUUGAAUUCCCAAUUGAAUAAUGGGCCUGAGUUGAAUAGAAAAAAGACUGUAUAGAUGAAACAGAAGGAUCAAACCAAUAUAUAAGGUGAUUUGAAAUAGGUGGAAGAUGAAGACUUAGUGUUUUCUAAUUUGAGAAGAAAGACUAUGCAUUUGUUAAAUUAAGAGGAAGUUGAUGAGGAUGUGGCUGUCUUAACUGAUUAUAUUAAUAAAUUGGAGGAGGUCUUAAUAUUGAAACAUAGAGUGGUGAAGGAUUAGAACCUCAAAAUUUUGGAAAUGCAAGAAAAGAAUGAAAAAAUUUUUGAAGAAAUAUAAAAACUUAAAAAAGAAGUAUAGUUGUCUGAAGUUAAAUUUAUUGAUUAAACCAAAAUUACUCAUUAGUUUGAAAAGGAAGUGAAUGAAAAAUCAAGAAUAAUUGAUGAAUACAAAAAAAAAAAUAAGGAAUUGCAAGAAAACUUGGUUUCUGCUUAAACAGAAAAUAAUAAAUAUAAAAUAUAAUUACUUGAAGUCAAAGCUUUAGAAGGAGGUUCAGCUAAUGGUAAUGGAUAGAAAUCAAAUUCUUAUUAAAGAGAAGUUGAAAGAAUCUAGGAUGAGAAUGCUAGAUUGUAGAAGAAGAUUGCAGAAUUGGAAAAUCAGGUUUUAGAAUAAAAUUCGAAAUCUAGUGAUUAGAAUGAAUCAAGAAAGCUCUAAAUUUAAAUUACUUAACUCGAAUAAUCUAAAUUUUUGAUAAAUGCUUAGUUGAGUUAGAGGGAGGCUACAAUCACCUAAUUGUAAAGAUAAAUUCAAGGACUUCUAGAUGAAAAUAACAUGAAAUCAGAAGGCGAUUAGGUAAUAUAAGAGAGAAGAAAGAAUGCUGAAUUAUAACUCUAGUUAAGUAAUUAUCAAACUUCAGAAAAAGUUUGGAAAUCAAAACUGAGUGAUAUUGAACAUAAACUAAAAGAGCAAACAUUGAUCAAUUAGGAAUUGAAAACUAAAGUUAACUCUUCAAAUCCUUCUAUUACAAUAACAAAGGAUGAAAAUGAUAGAAAUUAUGAAAGAAUUAGAGAACAAUUAUCAUUAGAAUUGGAAGCUAAAACAUCCUUAACUAAAUAAUUAUUUUAAUCAAUAGAUGAAUUAACUAUAAAAUUGAAUUAAGAGAGAUCCAAAAGUUAGAACCUAUAAAUCGAGUAUGAUCAACUAUUAGAAUAAACAAAUUUCAGAUAAAAUAGAUCUUAGACAAUAUAAUAAUAAAACUAAUAAAAGGAUUAGAGAAUUCAAGACUUUUAGGCAUAAAUUGAAUAAUUACAAUUAGAAUUAUCUAAAGCAAAAUCAUAAUAAUCAUAAUUGGCAUCUAUGCAUUAAAAUCUUUAAGAGAACUUUAAAGCAGCGGAAAUGAAAAUUGUAGAACUGGAACAUUAAAAAAGAAUGUAUGAUAGAACUAUAUAAGAAAAGGUGGAGUAAGUGACUUCACAUGAGACAAAAAUCAAAGAAUUAAACACUUAAAAAAAUUAAUUAGAUGAAUAAUUGACGGAAAGUUUAAAGAAGUAAAGUGAAUAAAGAGUUUUAUUGGAGAGUUUGUAAUUUUAAGUUGGAAAUAAAGGAAAAGAGUAUGAAAAUCUUAAGAAAAAAAUAGAAGAAUAAGAACUUAUUAUUUUAGGGUAAAAUGAAAAGAUCCAUAAAGUCAAGGAAUCGAAUGAAGCAGAAUAAAAUGAAAAAUCCAUUCUUGGAACAGAACAAGAAAAUCUGAAAAAAUAAUUAUACAUGAAAGAAGAACAGAUUCGUUCAAGAUAAGAAUAAAUCAAUAGUCUCAAUGAUUAAAUUAGAAAUUUGAAUGAAAAAGUAUCAAGUCUAGAAUAACAACGAACACUUUAAAAUAAAUAAGUGAAACAUCUGGAAGAUCAAAUUAAUUCUAGAGAAAGAGAAUACAUGACAGAACAUUCAAAGGUAUCUUCUGAAAGAGAUUUGUAGAAACAAAGGGUUAUCGAAGCAGAGGCUCAGAUAUUGAAGUUAUAGUAAAGUGAUAAGAAAUAUAAAACUGAAAUUUCAAAUUUAAAUGAAGAACUACAACAAUAACUAUUAACACUAGAACAUUUGAACAAAUAGAUUAAAGAUUAUGAAAUAUAACAAAAUUAAUCUAGGGAAUCUAAUUUGGAAAAUAGCAAAGUUCAGUCAAUAAGAUUGGAAAAAUUGGAACAAUAAAAUUAAAACAUGAACAUUAAAAUUGAGGCUUAAAGUUAAGAAAUUAAAUAAUAUACUGCUAAAAUAGAAGAACAAUUGACAACAAUAACUGAAUUGAAAUAUAAAGUGCAGGAGGAGGAGAGUUUAAGAAAGGCAAAGGAAAAGCAAGUUAAUGAUAAAACCUAAUAAAUUGGUUAGCUAGAAAAUCAAUUAAUAAAGAUUCAAGAAAAAUAUAACUAAAGUAAUAGAUCAUCAUAAGAUAUACAAAAUCAAUACGAUGAUCUAAAAAAAAAAUUUGAUGUUGAAUUAAAUAAUAUGCAAUCUCUCUAAAGUAGAUCCAUUGAAUAUAACUCUUUAUAAUCAAGAUAUAUGGAGUAAGGUUAAAAACUAAGCUCUUUAGAAAAACAAUUGUUGGAUUACAACGAAAUUUCUGACUAAUAUCAAAAACAAAAGAAGGAACUUCAAAGUCUUACUGACUUACUUGAUUCAAAAUUGGCGACUAUUGUAUCUCAUGAGACUAAAAUAAUUGAUUUAACAAACUAAUUAAAGGAAUCAAACUCAUAGUUGCAAUAAGUAAGAAAAGAAAAUCAUGAGAUAAUGCAGAAGAGAGCAUAGGACAUGUAGGCUAUGGCAUAAUUAAAAUAAAUAGAGGUAGAGAAUGGAGACUUGAAAUAAUAAGUGUAUUCACAUGAAGCCACAAUUUAAAAUUAAGAAGCAUUAUUAUCAGUUUUGAAAGGAAAUUAAUUAAAUUUAGAGUAGAGUUAGAUGAAAUUAAAAAUUGAUUAUUAACAUUUGGAUGAGAAAUAUAAUGAAAAGUUGAUAGAUUUGGACGAGAAAUCGAAGACUCUGUUUAAUUUAUAAAAUAAAUUUGAUUCAUUGAGCUUUAGAGCUUAACAAUCUGAAGAAAAUCUAAGACUUGUGGAAGAUUAAAGAGAUGAUUAUCAAAGUAGAUAUGAAUUGGCCUUACAAGAGUUAGAUAUAUAUAAAGGAAAAGAUAAAGAGAUAAAUUUGAUGGCAGCUAACAAAAUAGAAUUGCAAGAACAAAUGCAUUCAGUUUAGAAGAAAAAUAAAGUCUUAGAGAGAGAACUAUAAGUAUCUUAGAAUGCUUUAUAAUCUAAAGAAUCAGAUAUCUUAUAACUCUAGCACACCAUUUAGAAAAAGGAGUAAUAAAUAACAACAUUAGAAGGCACUAUUGUAAAAUUAAAGGCUGAUUUAACUAAUUCAAAAAACAGUUAUGAAUAAUUAUAACUAGAGUUGACUGAAAUGAAUUCAGAACAAACAUCAUCUGGAGAAUUGUUUUCAUAAGUCAAAAAGUUAACUAAUGAUAAUCUAAAUAAAAACACUUAAAUUGAUUAAUUAAAAUUGUAAAUUAACGAACUCCAAGACAAAAAUAGAAAUCUUGAAAAAUAAUAUAAUAAAUUAAGAAGUGAUGCCCUAGUAGGUAACUAAGGAAAUUCAGAAUCCUUUGAAUUAAGAUCAAGGGUAGAUGAAUUGGAAGGAUAAUUUAAAUAGUCUCAGAAUUCAAUUAGAUAAAAGGAUUAACAAAUUCAAGAAUUAAAGUAAUUGCUUGAUAAUCAAAGCUAUCAAUCUAAUUAGAGUAAUUAGAGAGAAAAAGAAAGAGAAAGAGAAAAAGAAAAAGAAAAAUAAACAUAUAAUAAACCAAUAAAUAAUAGUAAUGAUCAUGAAAAUAUGAAAAUUUAAGAAUAUCAGUUCAUUAUUGAAUAACAAACAGAAGAAAUAGAAAACAUGAAGAGAAAUUCAUAAGGGUUGGGUGAAGAAUUAACAGAAUUGUUAACUUUAGUUGUGAAUGUGUUCUUAAAAAAGAAGAUCAAGAAGGAUCAAUUAAAUAUUGCCACCGUUCUUGAUUAAAUUAAAUUAUUCUAAAAGGAAAAUAAGACUCUUACUAUAAGAGAAGAGGAUGAUGAAUAAUUAGUCUUAUAAAAGCUUUAAUAAUAUAGAGGAGACUAUAUCAAUUUUAGAUUCCGCGUAGAACAAAACCUAACAAGAAUAACUGUACUAAAGUAACAAAUGCUUUAAAUUAUAUCUGAAGCAAAAAUCUAAGGAAAGAAGAAGGAUGUCGAUAAAAAUAUGGAUGUAGAAAACUUAGUAAUGUAUUUUAAGUUGCUGUUGGAUUCGUAAGCCGUCUAAUACAGCAAUCAAUUGUAACUAUGUUAGUAAUAUGAAGCUGAACUUAGGUCAUACUAAAAUAAUACAAGUCCUCAAGGGUAAAUCAUAUAAUAAGUGAAAGAAUUAUUGUCUAAAGCUCCGUUUUUAACCUAACAAUAAAUAUAUUAAUUUACAGAACCAAAGGUUUCAAUUAAAUUAAGAAAGGAUUAAGAUUAAGAAGACGCUAGAUUAUUAUUGGAAGCUAGAAAUCAAUAAAUUUAGUGGUUAAAGAACUUAAUAAAUGAAAAACAAGAUCAGCUAGCAGUUAUGAACACAUAUUUAACAAAUUUAAAAUAGUUGAUGGAUAAAUAUCAUUUGAAAUGA